Molecule: messenger RNA, 1994 nt
Organism: Panicum virgatum (switchgrass)
Lineage: Eukaryota; Viridiplantae; Streptophyta; Magnoliopsida; Poales; Poaceae
Product: rop guanine nucleotide exchange factor 12-like
Exons: 7
Coding region: 240-1868 (542 amino acids)
Molecular function (GO): guanyl-nucleotide exchange factor activity
Source: RefSeq, a predicted model, not a curated record
CCAGGGCCUCCCCUCCUUCCUCUAGCCGCCGUCGUCGAGAGGCCGCAGGCAAGGCAGGCCGGCCACCUGCCUUGCGCGCGCCCCCCACGACCUCGGCCCCGUCCUCCGUCGAGCGCCGCCGGCGGCAGGCCCCACGCAAGCACCCGCGCUCCAGCUAGCUAGCUCUCACGACGCCGCGACCCUGCUCCCGCGCCGGCGCCGGCGCGCGCGCGCGGUUCCACCCGUGACAUGAUCUUGUGAUGGUUGGGGGGUUCCUCCGGCGCGGCCACAGCCUCGACAGGCUCCUGUCGAGGAGGCGGCGCGCCGUGUCGCCCAGCCCCUCGUUCUCGUCCUCGUCGUCCUCGCCGUCGUCGUCGCAGCCGUCGUCCCCGCGCGGCGGCAGCGUCAGGGGCGGGAUGGCGGACGACGACGACGACGCAACGGCCGUCCCGCCGCUGCAGAAGCGGAUGCUGUCGAGGAGCCACGGCUCGCGGGCGAUCUCCGGCCGCCUCAACGACCUGCCGCCGGUGCCGGCGAGAAUCACCCGGGACUCUGGGCCGCCUUCAGACUUGGACCUGAUGAAGGAGAAGUUCGCCAAGCUGCUGCUUGGGGAGGACAUGUCCGGCACGGGCAAAGGGGUCUCCUCCGCUCUCGCUCUCUCCAAUGCCAUCACAAAUCUUGCAGCUUCCAUAUUCGGGGAGCAGCGCCGCCUCGAGCCCAUGUCGGCCGAUCGGAGGGCGCGGUGGAACAAGGAGAUCGACUGGCUCCUGUCCGUCACCGACCACAUCGUCGAGUUCGCUCCGUUGCAACAAGUAUCCGAGGACGGGACCAACAUGGAGGUGAUGGGCACCCAGCAGCGGGGCGAUCUCCUCGUGAACAUCCCGGCCCUGCGAAAACUUGACGCGAUGCUCCUCGAGUACCUUGACAGUUUCCACGAGCCCCAGGAAUUCUGGUACGUGGCGAAGGACGCCGACGGCGGUGAGGACGACGACUCGUGCGACAAGUGGUGGAUCCCGACGGUGAGGGUUCCUCCGGAGGGCCUGUCGGAGGCGUCCAAGAAGUGGCUUCAGCACCAGAAGGAACUUGUUGGGCAGGUGCUCAAGGCGGCCAUGGCCAUCAACGCUGAUGUCCUCACAGAGAUGGAAAUCCCGGAAGAGUACAUCGAGUCGCUGCCGAAGAACGGGAGGUCCAUUCUUGGUGACUCGAUGUACAAGAUCAUAACCGCCGACAUUUUCGACCCCAGCGAGCUCCUGAAUUCAGUGGACCUAUCGACAGAGCACAAGAUCGUCGACCUCAAGGACCAAAUCGAGGCCUCCGUCGUCAUCUGGCAGAGGAAGAUCUGCAACAAGCUGUCGUGGGGCUCUGGUGUCAGCUUGGAGAAGCGCGAGGAGUUCGAGGAGCGAGCGCAGACCGUCCUCCUCAUCCUCAAGCACAAGUUCCCCGGCGUCCCUCAGUCAUCUCUCGACAUAAGCAAGAUCCAGUACAACAAGGAUGUUGGGUACGCCAUCUUGGAGAGCUACUCCAGGACGCUCGAGAGCUUAGCUUUUGCAGUUUUGUCUCGGAUAGAAGACGUUCUCCACGCCGACGCCGUCGCUGGCGACCCCAAGCGCACGAAAUCAAGGAGAAUGACUAGCAGCUUAGAGUCUCCGGUUCUUGAAGCGGCGGCGGCGGAGGCGGAGGCCGAGAGGGAGGAACAGCACCAGAAUACCGUGCACUGGCAGGAUCAGGAGCUUGAGGAUGGUGAGCGGCCUCCGGAGGCGCCGACGCCGGAGGCCGCCGUCAGCGGCGUGAAGCUGAAGAAGGUUCACCGGAUCUCGACGAGGAAAUUUUUGCACACGCAGAGACUCGACAGUAUGACGAGUGGGUUGAAGAGCUUCUCGCACAGAUAGCUACGCUGGGAAACUAACUGUUUGCGUGCAUGGUCAUGCUGAAACGGUGUCUUGUAAUUCGGAGAAAAAAAACUGUAAAUAGCUCAAAUUUAUAGAGAGAGCCCAGGGGAUGUGGGGGUUGGCCAA